This is a messenger RNA of Helobdella robusta, 174 nucleotides long. RefSeq lists its product as hypothetical. Lineage: Eukaryota; Metazoa; Annelida; Clitellata; Rhynchobdellida; Glossiphoniidae. The record is from RefSeq and is a predicted model, not a curated record. Gene Ontology annotation, biological process: regulation of transcription by RNA polymerase II. Gene Ontology annotation, molecular function: DNA-binding transcription factor activity, RNA polymerase II-specific; RNA polymerase II cis-regulatory region sequence-specific DNA binding. The transcript is spliced from 2 exons. Gene Ontology annotation, cellular component: nucleus. The annotation marks the transcript as partial.
ACAGCCUUUUCCAGCGUGCAGCUUCUGCAGUUGGAGAGAUGCUUCAACGACAACAUGUACCUCAGCCGCAUUAGGAGAAUAGAGAUUGCCGCGAGUCUGCAUCUGACGGAAAAACAGGCGAGUAACGCUUUUGUAAAAAUCUGGUUUCAAAACAGAAGAGUUAAGUACAAGAAA